Messenger RNA from Striga hermonthica, 465 nucleotides. The record is from the annotation of a GenBank genome assembly. NCBI's taxonomy places the organism in Eukaryota, Viridiplantae, Streptophyta, Magnoliopsida, Lamiales, Orobanchaceae.
AUGGCACCUAAUAAGACGGGAGACACAGGUGCAGCACCGGCAUGCCAGCAAGUUAAUAAUCCUUCUGAUGUUAUUGAUCUUGAGGCCAACAAUGUAAGAGAGAGAGAUGAUGAGGCAACAGAUGUACCUGAUGGAAAAAGACAUAAGAAGUGCACGUCAGCGGCAUGGGAUCACUUCACUAAGUAUAUUAAGUCAGUUCAGGUGGAUGGCAAGAUAGUUAAACAAGAGUGGGCAAAAUGCAAAUACUGCCCUUAUGAAGCCCAUCGUAAAGGCAGAAAUGGUACAUCAGUGUUUUUGUCGCACACUAAGUCACAACAUUCCAAAUUAGCAGGACAACAACAGCUGAAAGUAGAGAAGAAUGAGUCUGGUCUCAGUUCUGUGGAACCUUAUAGAUAUGAUCUAGAGGUCUCGCUGAGAAAGUUUUAUUUGGCAAUCAUCAUGCAUGAGUACCCCUGUCGAGCAUGA